Molecule: messenger RNA, 603 nt
Organism: Trichomonas vaginalis G3
Lineage: Eukaryota; Parabasalia; Trichomonadida; Trichomonadidae
Product: organellar and viral DNA polymerase type B
Exons: 1
Coding region: 1-603 (200 amino acids)
Source: RefSeq, a predicted model, not a curated record
AUGUUAGCAACAACAGCACCAAACUCGUUAGUCAUGAACCCAACAUCUAUGUUAGUAGAGAUGAAAAGCUUCAUUCCUUCUUCAUAUACUUUCGAAACAGAAAUCCAGAAGAUAAAGCAAGAACUUCUCCAAGGAGAUUUAGAUUGCACUGCAAAAGAUGAAACAAAUGAACAGUAUCUUUAUGAAAUGCAGGAUAUUAUUGACCAUCUACCUAAACUUCCUGAAAUCCAACAACAAAAGCUCACUAUUCCUGAAUUCGAUGAAAUAGAAGUCAAAGCAACUGACUCAGUAGAAAUAAAGAAGUUCAUUCGUAAGGUAAACUAUGAGUUUCUUGGAUUUCAUUGCAACCACAAAGACUGCGAUAUGGUAUAUUUCAUUGACAUAUAUAAAUCUGGGGAGUUUAAGACCUACGACAACUUUGUUUCGUUAGUUGCAAAAUGUGUAUGGCAGAUAAGAGAUAAAGAUAGAAGAGGUAAAGUAUGGAAUGAACAGAUAAAACCCGCAACUUUUGAGUUAAAGAAAACCAUUUACGCCUUAGUUGUUUUAGCAGGUAAGGUUUCAAUGUACAAUGCUAAAAUGAACCCCACAAUGUUCAAAAUGUAA